GCCGCGGGGCAGCUGAGGCGCGGCCGCCGGCGCCGUUGUGAGCGGCGCGGACAACAAAGGCCGAGCGGCGAGCGGCUGGACAGUGCUGGUCUGAGCUGGGCCCCGUCUGAUGGCUUCCUCCCGUCCUCCGCAGGCUGCCGCAGGAGAUCGACUGCUUCCCGGAGGCCCAGGCCCCUCCCCCGAGGCGGAAGAGGACCCUGGCGAGGCCUUUGAGUUUGACGACAGCGAGGAUGAUGAGGACACCAAUGCCGGCCCGGCCGUCCCAGGCGCAGCGCAGGAGACAGAGGCAGACACACCCCUGAGCCACUUGGACUCCGCCCCCGUCGCUGACCUAGAGCCCAAGCCAGAGCCCGCACGGCCUCAGACACAGAGGCCAGCCGCCGUGAGCAAUGGGGACGCCGUGGAUGCAGCUUUCUCCGAGGCCCAGCGCUCCAGCUGGAGGCGGAAGAGUUCCCGUCGCAUCGAGCGGUUUACUUUCCCCGCCCUGGAAGAAGAUGUAAUUUACGACGACGUCCCCUGCGAGAACCUGGACUCCCAGCAGCCGGCAGAGGCGGAGAGGAACCAGCCCUACGAGGAUGUGCACCAGGACAGGGCGCCCCGGGAGCCGGAGGACCUAGGCUGGAGCUCCAGCGAGUUCGAGAGCUACAGCGAGGACUCAGGCGAGGAGGCCAAGCCAGAGGCAGAGCCCACCAAGCACCGAGUGUCCUUCCAGCCCAAGAUGACCCAGCUCAUGAAAGCGGCCAAGAGCGGGACCAAGGACGGGCUGGAGAAGACGCGGAUCGCCGUCAUGCGCAAAGUGUCUUUUCUGCACAGGAAGGACGUCCUGGGUGACUCGGAGGAGGAGGACAUGGGGCUCCUGGAGGUCAGUGUUCCGGACAUCAAACCCCCAGCCCCGGAGCUGGGCCCCAUGCCAGCUGGCCUGACCCCGCAGCAGGUGGUCCGGAGGCACAUCCUCGGCUCCAUCGUGCAGAGCGAGGGCAGCUACGUGGACUCUCUGAAGCGGGUCCUCCAGGAUUACCGCAACCCGCUGAUGGAGAUGGAGCCCAAGGCGCUGAGCGCGCGCAAGUGCCGCGCCGUGUUCUUCCGCGUCAAGGAGAUCCUGCACUGCCACUCCGUGUUCCAGAUCGCCCUGUCGUCCCGCGUGGCCGAGUGGGACGCCACCGAGAAGAUCGGCGACCUCUUCGUGGCCUCGUUCUCCAAGUCCAUGGUGCUAGACGUGUAUAGUGACUACGUGAACAACUUCACCAACGCCAUGUCCAUCAUCAAGAAGGCCUGUCUCACCAAGCCCGCUUUCCUCGAGUUCCUCAAGCGGCGCCAGGUGUGCAGCCCCGACCGCGUCACGCUCUACGGGCUGAUGGUGAAGCCCAUCCAGAGGUUCCCGCAGUUCAUCCUCCUGCUGCAGGACAUGCUGAAGAACACGCCCAGGGGCCACCCGGACAGGCUGUCACUGCAGCUGGCCCUCACGGAGCUGGAGACGCUGGCCGAGAAGCUCAAUGAGCAGAAGCGGCUGGCUGACCAGGUGGCGGAGAUCCAGCAGCUGACCAAGAGCGUCAGUGACCGCAGCAGCCUCAACAAGCUUCUGACCUCAGGUCAGCGGCAGCUGCUCCUGUGUGAGACACUGACGGAGACCGUGUAUGGUGACCGCGGGCAGCUGGUCAAGUCCAAGGAGCGCAGGGUCUUCCUGCUCAACGACAUGCUGGUCUGUGCCAACAUCAACUUCAAGCCUGCCAACCACAGGGGCCAGCUGGAGAUCAGCAGCCUGGCGCCCCUGGGGCCCAAGUACGUGGUGAAGUGGAACACAGCGCUGCCGCAGGUGCAGGUGGUGGAGGUGGGCCAGGAGGGCGGCUCCCAUGACAAGGACAACGCGCUCAUCCAGCACGCUGGUACCAGGAAGGCCUCGGCCUCAGGCCAGGCCCAGAAUAAGGUGUACCUCGGGCCCCCGCGCCUCUUCCAGGAGCUUCAGGACCUGCAGAAGGACCUGGCCGUGGUGGAGCAGAUUACCCUCCUCGUCAGCACGCUGCAUGGCACCUACCAGAACCUCAACAUGGCAGUGGCUCAGGACUGGUGCCUGGCCCUGCAGCGGCUCCUGCGGGUGAAGGAGGAGGAGAUCCACUCGGCCAACAAGUGCCGCCUGCGGCUCCUGCUUCCUGGAAAGCCCGACAAGUCCGGCCGCCCCAUCAGCUUCAUGGUGGUCUUCAUCACUCCCAACCCCCUGAGCAAGAUCUCCUGGGUCAACAGGUUGCACCUGGCCAAGAUCGGACUCCGGGAGGAGAACCAGCCGGGCUGGCUGUGUCCGGAUGAGGACAAGCAGAGCAGAGCCCCGUUCUGGUGCCCGAUCCUGGCCUGCUGCGUCCCCGCCUUCUCCUUCAGGGGCCUCAGCCUGCAGCUCGGGGCCCUGGUCCACAGUCCCGUCAGCUGUCCUCUGCUGGGCUUCUCGGCUGUCAGCACCUCCCUCCCACAGGGCUACCUCUGGGUUGGAGGCGGGCAGGAGGGCGCGGGGGGCCAGGUGGAGAUUUUCUCCCUGAACCGGCCCUCGCCCCGCACGGUCAAGUCCUUCCCACUGGCGGCCCCCGUGCUCUGCAUGGAGUACAUUCCAGAGCCAGAGGAGGGCGACGGCAGAGAUGGAGACAAGGGCUGCCCCGCCGCUGACACCUCGGCCGGGGUGCACCCCACCAUCUGCCUUGGGCUCCAGGACGGCAGCGUCCUGCUUUACAGCAGCGUGGACACGGGCACCCAGUGCCUGGCGGCCUGCCGGAGCCCAGGCCUGCAGCCCGUGCUCUGCCUGCGACACAGCCCCUUCCACCUGCUGGCCGGCCUGCAGGAUGGCACCCUCGCUGCUUACCCUCGGACCAGCGGAGGCAUCCCCUGGGACCUGGAGAGCCCACCCGUGUGCCUGCCUGUGGGGCCGGGACCUGUCCGCACCCUGCUGAGCCUGGAGGAGGCCGUGUGGGCCAGCUGUGGGCCCCGGGUCACCGUCCUGGACGCCACCAGCUUGCAGACUCAGCAAAGCUUCGAGGCGCACCAGGACGAAGCCGUGAGCGUCACACACAUGGUGAAGGCGGGCAGCGGCGUCUGGAUGGCCUUCUCCUCUGGCUCCUCCAUCCGCCUCUUCCACACCGAGACGCUGGAGCAUUUGCAGGAGAUCAACAUCGCAACCAGGACCUCCUUCCUGCUCCCAGGCCAGAAGCACCUGUGUGUCACCAGCCUCCUGAUCUGCCACGGUCUGCUCUGGGUGGGCACCGACCAGGGCGUCAUCGUGCUGCUGCCGGUGCCUCGGCUGGAAGGCAUCCCUAAGAUCACAGGGAAAGGCAUGGUGUCGCUCAACGGGCACUGUGGGCCUGUGGCUUUCCUGGCUGUGGCCACCAGCAUCUUGGCCCCGGAUAUCCUGCGGAGUGACCAGGAGGAGGCUGAGGGGCAGCAGGCCGAGGAGGACAAGCCAGACGGGCUGGCUCCUGAGCCGGCAACGGUGCCCGCGAGCCACGUGGGCGGGGAGCUGACCCGCAAGAAGGGCAUCCUUCUGCAGUACCGCCUGCGCUCCACCUCCCACCUCCCGGGCCCGCUGCUGUCCGUGCGGGAGCCAGAGCCUGCAGACGGCUCGGCCCUGGAGCACGGUGAGGAGGACGGCUCCAUCUACGAGAUGGUGGACGACCCCGACGUCUGGGUGCGCAACCGGCCCUGUGCCCGUGACGCCCACCGCAAGGAGAUCUGCUCUGUGGCCAUCAUCUCUGGAGGCCGCGGCUACCGCAACUUUGGCAGCGCCGCCGGCAGCCCCGGGAAGCCGGCCCCGUGUGGGGAGACGGACAGCACCCUCCUCAUCUGGCAGGCGCCCUUGAUACUGUAGCCCCGCCCAGGUCGCUGUAGCCCCGCCCAGGCCACUCGGUAGCCCCGCCCAGGCCACUCGGUAGCCCCGCCCAGGUCGCUGUAGCCCCGCCCAGGCCACUCGGUAGCCCCGCCCAGGUCGCUGUAGCCCCGCCCAGGCCACUCGGUAGCCCCGCCCAGGCCACGCUGCGCCAGGCCUGGCUGCCGCCCUCAGCCUGCAGACUCUCAGCCUGCAGUGGGCCCUUCCGGCGGUCCAGGGUCCCCAGGGAGCACUGGGUGGCCUUGCCCUCAGGGGCCUAAACGGGGCCGUGAGGACGGGCCUGGAACUCUGCCAUGUACCUGAGCAGAGCAGAGGGAAGCCUCUUCCUUUUUAAGAAAAAAACAAUUUCAGUGUUUAGGGGAGUGGUUUGGGUUUGGGGAAACAGAGGACACCUCCGGAGGAGAUGGCCUUCUUUUUAAAAGCAAAAAAAAACAAAACACAAAACCUCACAACUGCCUGGCAAGCCCAGCGCCUCUUGUCUGGGCCCAAGCGGGGCUCAUGGGUGGCCACACGCCCCUCCUGGAAGGGUGCGUGCGUGUGAGUGUAAGAGAGCGUGUGGGCUGGUGUGUGAAUGUAUAUAAAUACGUAUAUAUGGUGUAUAUUAUAUGUGUAUAAAUGGAGUCUGUACAUAUUGGAGCUCUGGGAGAUGCUGGAAUAAAAGGCAAGAAUAAUGGC
Budorcas taxicolor (takin) is the source of this 4534-nucleotide messenger RNA. RefSeq names its product Rho guanine nucleotide exchange factor 10 like (gene ARHGEF10L). Gene Ontology annotation, biological process: actin cytoskeleton organization; SREBP signaling pathway; positive regulation of stress fiber assembly. NCBI's taxonomy places the organism in Eukaryota, Metazoa, Chordata, Mammalia, Artiodactyla, Bovidae. Gene Ontology annotation, molecular function: guanyl-nucleotide exchange factor activity; protein binding. The transcript has 28 exons. The record is from RefSeq and is a predicted model, not a curated record. Gene Ontology annotation, cellular component: cytosol. The coding region runs from base 110 to 3841 and encodes 1243 amino acids.